AUGGACUUCAGCGGGAAAAAUGACGAUUCAACAACUAACAAAGUUGAGGAAAUGCAUGGGCGGCAUGCUGCUCACAAACAUAAUGACACAAUGGGUGAAAUUGUACCAGGCCAAGAACUACCUGAUAAUGUGAAGGACAAUCAUGGAGUUGAUUUGGUUGAUAAUCAAGUGAAAGAAGUAAAUCCACAUUCUGAGAGCUUGGACACAUAUCAAACCGACGAGUAUGAUGACUGCUUUGAUGAAGAUAUUAAUAUCAUUACAGCUCCACUUGAUAUUUAA
This is a messenger RNA of Macrosiphum euphorbiae (potato aphid), 279 nucleotides long. Lineage: Eukaryota; Metazoa; Arthropoda; Insecta; Hemiptera; Aphididae. The record is from the annotation of a GenBank genome assembly.